AUGAUACGAAGGGAAAUAGACUGGGAAAAGCUGAAGAAGAAAGAAGAGAAAGAGAGAAAAGAAGAGGUUAACAGGAAAAUUGCAUCGCAGAAAGCAAUAUCAGUAAUUCUGCGAAGAGAGGCUACUAAAGCUGUAAUUGAGAAGAAAAGAGGUCCUACUAAUUCAAAAAAGUUGCUUCCAAGAACUGUCCUCGAAGCUCUUCAUGAAAGAAUCACCUCUUUGCGCUGGGCUUCAGCUCUUCAGGUUUUUGAACUACUUCGGGAGCAGCUAUGGUACAGACCUUAUGCUGGCAUGUAUGUCAAACUCAUUGUCAUGCUCGGAAAGUGUAAACAACCUGAUAAGGCCAACCAACUUUUUCAAGCUAUGAUAGAUGAAGGCUGUGCUGUGAGCCAUGAAUCCUACACAGCUCUUUUGUCUGCCUACGGCCGGAGUGGUCUCUUUGACAAAGCAUUUUGUAUUCUGGAGGAAAUGAAGAACAAUCCUGAUUGCCACCCUGAUGUCCACACGUAUGCAAUACUCAUAAAAUCAUGCCUCCAAGCUUUUGCCUUUGACAAAGUGCAGGCGCUGCUUUCUGAUAUGGAAUCUAUGGGAAUCAGACCGAAUACAGUCACAUACAACACCCUCAUUGAUGCCUAUGGCAAAGCAAAAAGGUUUGCAGAGAUGGAAGCAACGCUAAUGGAGAUGCUGAGUCAGCAUAAUUGUGAGCCUGAUGUUUGGACCAUGAAUUCAACAAUUAGAGCCUUUGGUGGCAGCGGACAAAUAGAAAUGAUGGAGAAUUGUUAUGAGAAGUUUCAGAGUUCUGGGAUUGAAUCCAAUAUUAAGACCUUCAACAUUCUCUUGGAUUCCUAUGGAAAAGCUGGGAACUACCAGAAAAUGGGUGCAGUCAUGGAAUACAUGCAGAGAUACCAUUACUCGUGGACAAUUGUUACCUACAAUGUGGUGAUAGAUGCAUUUGGACGAGCAGGGGAUUUAAAACAGAUGGAGUAUUUGUUUAGGCUAAUGCAGUCAGAAAGGAUCAAGCCAAGUUGUGUGACACUUUGCUCUUUAGUGCGAGCUUAUCGGGAAGUUGGCACACCUGAAAAAAUUGGGAGUGUUCUUCGUUUUAUUGAGAAUUCUGAUGUAACUUUGGAUACUGUGUUUUUUAAUUGUUUAGUUGAUGCGUAUGGUAGGUUGGAAUGCCUUGCAGAGAUGAAAGAUGUGCUUGAGUUGAUGGAGGAGAAAGGUUGUAAGCCUGAUAAAGUUACAUAUAGAACAAUGAUUAAAGCUUAUUCCUCGAAGGGAAUGACUAGCCACGUGAAGGAGCUCCAAAAACUUCUCAGGUCCGUUGAGCCGACCCGAUCGCAGAAGAAGCCUGAUUUUUUAUGUUAA
Dovyalis caffra is the source of this 1368-nucleotide messenger RNA. Lineage: Eukaryota; Viridiplantae; Streptophyta; Magnoliopsida; Malpighiales; Salicaceae. The record is from the annotation of a GenBank genome assembly.